AUGGUUGGGAGGCGGUUGUAUUUCGGAUUUUUAUUGAUUUUUCUAUUGAAACUUGUGGCUGCUCAAAAAGAACCAUUGUUUGCGGACAAACGCGGUACUAUUGUGCAUUUAUUUGAGUGGACUUGGAAGGAUAUUGCCAAGGAAUGCGAAGAUUUUCUGGGGCCACAUGGUUAUGGUGGUGUACAGAUUUCCCCACCCAAUGAAGUGAUUGUACAAGAAAAUAAUCCCUGGUGGGCUCGUUAUCAACCCGUGUCUUAUAUACUUACCUCCCGUUCCGGCAAUGAAGCUGAUUUAGCUGAUAUGAUUAAACGCUGCAAUCAAGUUGGCGUACGAAUUUAUGUGGAUACUGUUGUAAAUCAUAUGUCCGGUUUUAAGGCAGGUCAAACGAUGGGUACUGCCGGUUCCGUCGCCUAUUAUGAACAACGCAAUUGGCCAGCUGUGCCAUAUGCCGCAGCUGAUUUCCAUCCGACUUGUGAAAUUCAAAAUUAUCAAAAUGCCACUGAGGUUAGAGAUUGUCAAUUGGGUUCGUUGGCUGAUUUGAAUCAAACGCUGCCGCACGUACGCGAUAUGAUUGUUAAUUAUAUGAAUCAUUUAAUUGAUUUGGGUGUUGCUGGUUUUCGUAUGGAUGCUGCCAAACAUAUGUGGCCGGAGGAUUUGAAGGCAAUAUAUGGCAGUUUGAAGGGACUAAAUACCAAACAAGGUUUUGUUGCUAACGCCAAGCCGUAUAUCUAUCAGGAAGUCAUUGAUUUAGGUGGGGAACCUAUAAAAAAAACCGAAUACAACCAUUUGGGCGCUGUAACGGAAUUUGUAUUUUCCAAAGCCAUUGGUGAAGUGUUUCGUGGUAAAAAAUCUUUGAAUACUCUCAAAAAUUGGGGUCCCGAAUGGGCUAUGUUACCCUCCGAAGAUGCCAUUGUAUUUGUGGAUAAUCAUGACAAUCAGCGCGGUCAUGGAGCCGGUGGUGCUGAUAUACUAACACACAAAGAUCCUGAAUUAUAUAAAGCCGCCGUGGCCUUUAUGUUAGCCCAUCCAUAUGGCAAAGUAACCCGCGUUAUGAGUUCCUAUAGUUUCGCGAACAGUGAUCAGGGACCACCAGCCGCUAAAGAUGGUACCAUUACUGGACCAACAUUUUUAGACAACAAUCAAUGUGAUACAGCGAAAUCGGGAUGGGUUUGUGAACAUCGUUGGCCCGAAAUACAUCACAUGGUGAAAUUCCGUAACACUCUCAGCGAUCAACCCUUGGCAAAUUGGUGGGAUAAUGGUGGCAAUCAGAUUGCCUUCUCACGGGGCAAUCAAGGUUUUGUGGCUUUCAAUAUGGAUAAAGAUAAGGAACUAAAGGCUAAUCUUCAAACUGGCCUACCCAAGGGAGUUUAUUGUGACAUCAUUUCCGGGCGUAAAUCUUGUAAUUCUUGCACCGGACUUAAAGUCACGGUGGGAGCUGAUGGCAAAGCGGACAUAUCACUUGCCAAAGGUCCCAAAGUUUUGGCUAUCUAUAAUCAAUCCAAAUUAACUUGA
Molecule: messenger RNA, 1512 nt
Organism: Musca vetustissima
Lineage: Eukaryota; Metazoa; Arthropoda; Insecta; Diptera; Muscidae
Product: alpha-amylase 2-like
Exons: 3
Coding region: 1-1512 (503 amino acids)
Biological process (GO): carbohydrate metabolic process
Molecular function (GO): cation binding; alpha-amylase activity
Source: RefSeq, a predicted model, not a curated record